UCUCUUCUCAAUAUCUAAACUGUUAUUAUUCUAACUUUUAGUGAACAUAUUGUUAUAGUUGUUAUCCAAGAUUAUCUAAUUCUGUACAAUGUACUGGAACGAGAUGAAUCCUCAAAGACGCAAUAUUUUGUUUAAGUUUGACAAUUCAGACAUUGAAAAAGACAGGGAGCGAAUACUAAUAAAAAUUAAAACAAAUCUAUUUAAUUUCGUUAAUUUAUUUUUUUCAUCUUCCAACAUACAUGGUCUUAACCACUUGACUGACAAAAAAAGACAUUACAUCGAAAAAUUAACUUGGGUCAUUGCAAUAUGUUUGAGUAUCUAUGGUUCAGCAAUUCUAGGUUCUUCCACAUGGAAUCGUUAUCAAGAAAAUCCAACUGUGAUAUCUAUGGACAGAGAAUACAAGGAAUGGGCUACUGCACUUCCAGCAGUCACUUUAUGUCCUACAAACAAAAUUGAUGACCAACUUUUUGAUGAACUCGUACAGAAAAAGUUUUCAAAUUACACAGACGAGGAGAAAGAAGAAUUACGAACGUUCCUGGUUUUGUUGGCGAACGCCACUUAUGGUACGUUUAAAGAAGUGCCUGAGUAUAAUCGAAUAUCGCCAAAUGAAUACUUGGAUUACAUUAUGUCGCUGAGUGCCAAUGUAUCGUACACAAUCAGCAAUAGUCACGUGGACAUAUUUUCGUCGAUCGAAUCGGUGCCAAGCGUAACCGAAUUGGGCUUAUGUUAUUCGUUCAACGGGUAUAUCGCACCAUACAACAAUUACAAAUAUUGGAAAAACCGCAACAUCAGUGAGUUCCCGAAGAUAGAAGUAAUGUCGGGCACCCCGUUAGACGGGGAUAUUUUCGUUCAGAUAACGUCCAUGAAUUUUGGUUACAUGGGAUUUGUGCACUCUCCUUACGAAGCGCCCGACAUAGGAUGCCGUAUUUACUCGUCACCGGAGUAUUUCGCCAAAACACUAGAAGUGACUGCGCUGAGUAUAUUCAGUACGCCUGAAAUCAAAUAUCUCUCUCCCAGACAGAGGGGCUGCCGGUUCUUGGAAGAGAGCGAUUUGGAAAUAAGUCCGGAAAUGUAUACGUACAAUAUGUGCCGGAACCAGUGUCGAAUGGACCAAGCGCGAAAAUUAUGCGGAUGUGUUCCCUACUUUUAUAGGCCGCUGAAAAAAUAUAAAAUAUGCAAUGUCGAAGGAAUGCAUUGUUUGGAUCAAUAUAAAGAAUUCCUUAUAAAACUUCGGAAUACAACAGGAGUUGAUGAAAAAGUAAACUGUGGCUGUUUCCCACCUUGUGAUGAUGUUAAUUAUAUCGUAGAAGGUGACGACACAAUUGAAUGGAUCCUAGGAACUAAUUUGAAGUGGGGACUUAUCAAGUAUCCUCGUAUGCGUUUGAAGAGAAACAUUCUUUUCGGUUUCACUGAUGUUUUAGUUUCGAUUGGAGGCACCGCCGGUUUAUUUUUUGGAUGUUCGGUUUUAAGUUUCUUGGAGAUAAUUUAUUUCUUCAUAUUUCGUCCGACAUUGAAGUUCUUGUAUCAUUUUAACACCAUCAUGCGUAGAAUAUGGACGUAUUUCCGCAACAGUACGGUACACGGCUUCAAUUAUAUUGCCGACAAACGUCGUCAUUGGACGGAGAGAGUAUUUUGGGUUUUGACGUGCUUCAUAUCCUGUCUUGCUACGAGACAAUAUCUCCAAGCCACUUGGUACGCUUACAACAAUAAUGCCGUCAGCUUUGUCACCGACACCACGUAUCUAGAUUGGAACACGAGUUUCCUCUCGUUAUCGGUUUGCGAACAAGAGUCACCAGACAAGUUGUACGACUUGGCUUCUAAGUUAUACGGCACUGAUCGAGAUUUAAACAUCGAUUUUUUUUUACGGGACAUCGCGUUCUAUGACGGCGCAUGUUAUUCGUGCGUCACCCAUUGUCAAAAGGGAACGUUAAACUGCACUAUAAACUACGAUCAAAUCAUACGUGAAAUUCGAUCAGAAUGUAAAGAUCUAAUUGGCAAUUGUUAUUGGAACGAUGAGCCGUUCGAAUGCUGCGAUCAAUUCUUACCAAUAACGACUGAAAAUGGUGUGUGUUUUAUUAUAAACUCUUUACACACAGUAAAGAAAGAUGGAGAAAAAUUAAAAAUGAUAUCAAACCGACAAUCAGGGCCUGGUAGCCUUUCUUUCACAGCUUACGAGUCCAUAAAGCUAUUUAUACACUCACCAGAAGAUUUACCUUACGUAAACCAUCCACAAGAAGAAAAAUUUUUACUAAGUUGGGGUGUAUCAAUUGUGAUUAAGUACCAGAUUAAAGAGAUUGAGAACGAUCCGUUGUUAAAACAAGUAGAUAUCAAACAGAGGAAUUGUCGUUUUCCGGAUGAAAAUAAUUUAAAAGUUUACCAAGUGUACAGUAAUUCCGCAUGUAUCGUAAAUUGCAGAGCUGAAGCUCAGCUCAAAAUGUGUAAUUGUACGCCUCAUUAUUUAAAAAUUCCAGGAACACCAGUUUGUGGGGUCGAAGGUCUUGGUUGUAUAACUGAACAUUCAGAAUUAUUCAGAGCACUAAAAACUCAAGAUUUCAAUAAGUUGGGUUUAGUGUGUGAUUGUAUCUCUAGUUGUACUGAACCAGAAUAUAACGUUUUGAGUAAAGAAGUUGAAUCCUUAACUACUGAAAACCAAGAUGGUGAAGAUUUAAAACAUGAUGGAUCAAAAGUAAUCAUUGCAUUAGACAGACUACCAAAUGAAAGACUUAAAAGAAAUGUUGUAAGAUCUCGUAUGGAUCUCAUCGUUUCAAUUGGAGGAACUUUAGGUCUAUUUCUUGGAGUGAGCCUGUUAAGUAUUGUUGAAAUAGUUUACUUCUUCGUUGUUUGGACACAUAAAAAACCACCAAGCGUAAUAAAUAAUAAUGUCAAAAGCAAAAAACAAAUGCAUCAACCAAUUCAAAACGUUAAUAAUUUGCCAUUUUUACAUUGAAUCAUUUUAUGUACAUCUGAUAAAAAUUAAUUCACACAUAUUAGUCAAAAUAUUAACUAUUAACCUCAAAUAAUAUGAAACAAAACUUAUCAUAAUGUAUUAAAAUAAUUAAUAAAUAAACUUAAAACAUAGGUUAUUCAUUUCUUUUGCGACUAUUUAUCAGCUCCGUAUUACAAGAACUUCCAGUAUUCGUUCCAAAAAAGCGCUCGUCCAUUUCAUCAUUAGAAAGUUUAUUGAAACGCAACAAAAUAAAGGACAGAAUGAACUUAAAAGUAAGAAGUACGAUAGUUAGGACAGAAAUGUAGGUAUUUGAUAAUACUAACGGUAUCAAAUGUGUAAGAAAAUUUCUCAUUUUCUAUUAACAUAAAAAAUAAAAAACACGGUUUAAAUAAAAACUAAUAGUACAAUAAUAUUUAACAGAUAUUAAUUAUUUACCAAAAAUUUUUCAUAUAAACUCACCAUUUUGUUUUGCGUGUUCUGCCAACUGAUUAUCAGAGUUUUGCGUAGAAUGAUUAUAAACCAAAUUGUUGAGUUCCGAUUUUUCGUGGACUUUUAAAACUAUUCUUGGUUUUUAGUUUUUUAAGGGUAUACUAGUAGAUAAUUAGUAACUAGUAAGUAAUAUUUUCUCAAAUUAAAAUGUAUAUACCCAAGACUUAGUUGUUAUAUUAAAGAUAUCUUCAUUGUUUAAUAUUCGAUUAUAUUUAAACAUUUUUAGGCUUGGAUUUGCACAAAAGCUAUCUAAAACGACCAAUUUUUUUUAGUAAAAAUAAUAAUUACAAAUAGAUAUUAAGCACGAAUAUACUUUAAAAUAAAAUAAUAACGGUUUAUUAUUGUUAUUUUAGGGCUAUUGCAGAAAAUUAUAGUCAAUAGAUUAGGUUAAGUCUGACCUAUCAUUUUAUCAUCAUUAAAAUAUAUAAAUAUUAUAAUAAUAGUAUAAUUAGAGAAUUUAAAAUAAUAUAGUUCUUAUUUUUAUGAAUUAUUAAAGUAUUAAUGAUUACUACCUAAA
Molecule: messenger RNA, 3953 nt
Organism: Aphis gossypii (cotton aphid)
Lineage: Eukaryota; Metazoa; Arthropoda; Insecta; Hemiptera; Aphididae
Exons: 20
Coding region: 89-2947 (952 amino acids)
Biological process (GO): sodium ion transmembrane transport
Cellular component (GO): membrane
Molecular function (GO): ligand-gated sodium channel activity
Source: RefSeq, a predicted model, not a curated record